AUGGCCAUUCACGGCUCACCUUCAUCGGAAAGCGUGUCCAAACCCGCCACGUGGCCUCGACGGCUUCUCCGCGCUGUGCAGACACUGGUACUUCCAACCUUUCUGCAGUACCGCAGCAGCACCGGGAGUAAGCCCUUCCGUCGCACAGCACAUCUCGACGGCCUCCGGGGCUUGGGUGCAUGGUGUGUAGUAAAUUAUCACAUCCUGUCCGCAUUUGAAACUUUUGUAAAUUACGGCUAUGGUCUGACCCCCGAGGAUGGUCAUCGGGAACCCUACUGUGCACACCACAAUGAAGAGUUCACCCACAAUGAGCGCUUCCAUCAGCUCCCGUUUAUUCGCCUCAUCUACUCUGGGUCCGCUCCGGUCUGCAUUUUCUUUGUGCUCUCCGGCUUUGUCCUCUCGUACCGGCCCUGGCAGAUCCUUCAUCGAGAUGGAGCGUCUAUCCGUCCCGCCGAGCUGUACGAGGUCAUCGGUUCAUCCGCAUUCCGGCGAAUGACACGGCUGUUCCUACCCCCGUUGAUUGUCAGCUUUUCUACCAUGUUGCUGAUAGCCGCUGGCGCAUGGGAUUAUCCGGCAGAGGUGGCGGCGGAUCGCACUAUCAUCCGCGCCGAAAGCGAGUUUCAUCAACCGCGGCUCGCCGGACUGGGGGACCAGCUGAUGAGUUGGGGAGUCAUGGUGGUCCGGAUGCUGGACUACGGCCAUUGGGAUGAAUAUUACCCCCCGUAUGAUGUGCAUCUGUGGACCAUUCCCAUGGAAUAUCGCAGCUCGAUGCUGCUGUUCCUAAUGCUUUUGAUCACCGUGCGGUUGCGGUUCCACUAUCGGAUGGGCAUUAUGGCCGCGCUUCUGGUUUAUAGCUACUUCAUCACGCGGUGGGUGACCGUCCUGUUUCUAGCUGGAGCAAUUAUUGCGGAAACGGUGGUAUUGUGUCCAAUUCAUGAGCACGAGAGCCCUGCUAGCCAAGAGUACCAGAAUGGCUCUACCCCCGAGGGAUAUCAACUUCUCCCACUGCAGGAGACGACAAACGUGAGAAGUGCUCCCUUGGCGUCAACAUCCGGUGCAGAGGCCUCCGCCACUGCGACAGACUCCCGGCAACGACGCCUAUGCCGACUAGUCCUUUGCACCAUCACCAUUAUCAUCGGCCUCUAUCUCAUGUCGGCUCCGGACUACUGUAUCUCGCGUACGCCGGGAUACCGCACGCUGGCGGUGCUGAUCCCACCGCACGACGAGCGCGACUGGCGCUUCUACCCGUCCGUGGGGGCAAUCCUACUUGUUGCGGCGCUGGCACAUAGCCCGCGCGAUGGGCUACUGGUGCGCGGUCUCGAAUCCCGGUUGAUCCAGUAUUUGGGCCGCAUCUCGUACAGUCUGUAUCUGGUGCAUGGGCCGGUCAUGCACGGGGUCGGGUACCGGGUAUUCCCGCUGAUAUGGGCCGCAGUGGGGCGCGAUGGCUGGCGAGACCCGGUGGGCUUGGCAUUGGGAUGGCUGGUAGUCUUUUCUGUUGUGUUUUAUAUUGCGGAUCGGGUUAUGGUUGCAGUUGACGAGCCGUGCGUGCGCUUCGGUCGGUGGAUGGAGCAACGGAUGCUUGCAGCAGCACACUGA
This is a messenger RNA of Penicillium cinerascens, 1596 nucleotides long. RefSeq lists its product as uncharacterized. Gene Ontology annotation, cellular component: membrane. NCBI's taxonomy places the organism in Eukaryota, Fungi, Ascomycota, Eurotiomycetes, Eurotiales, Aspergillaceae. Bases 1 to 1596 code for a protein of 531 amino acids. Gene Ontology annotation, biological process: polysaccharide biosynthetic process. Gene Ontology annotation, molecular function: acyltransferase activity, transferring groups other than amino-acyl groups. The transcript has a single exon. The record is from RefSeq and is a predicted model, not a curated record.